Messenger RNA from Aspergillus heteromorphus CBS 117.55, 1689 nucleotides. RefSeq names its product protein phosphatase 2A regulatory subunit CDC55. The coding region runs from base 1 to 1419 and encodes 472 amino acids. Gene Ontology annotation, cellular component: protein phosphatase type 2A complex; cytosol. Gene Ontology annotation, biological process: peptidyl-serine dephosphorylation. Lineage: Eukaryota; Fungi; Ascomycota; Eurotiomycetes; Eurotiales; Aspergillaceae. The transcript has 6 exons. The record is from RefSeq and is a predicted model, not a curated record. Gene Ontology annotation, molecular function: protein binding; protein phosphatase regulator activity.
AUGGUAGACAGGGAUCCAGGUUCACCUACCUGGAAGUUCACGCAAUGCUUUGGUGACAAAGGAGACGUAGAGGAUAUCACGGAAGCGGAUAUCAUUUCGACCGUCGAGUUUGAUCAUACCGGAAACUACCUGGCUACGGGAGACAAGGGAGGACGUGUUGUGUUGUUUGAGAGGAACGAAACGAAAAAAACAUGCGAGUACAAGUUCCACACCGAGUUUCAAUCGCACGAGCCGGAAUUCGACUACCUAAAAUCCUUGGAAAUCGAAGAGAAGAUCAACAAAAUCAAGUGGUGUAGACGGCAAAAUGCAUCCCACUUCCUCCUCUCGACUAACGAUAAGACGAUAAAGCUGUGGAAAGUGUUUGACAAGUCACUGAAGGUUGUUGCAGAGAACAACCUCUCGAGCGAGCUGACCCCUGCGGGUGUCGGCGGUGGAGGGGCUCCCCGUGCGCCCCGUGUAUCAUUCAAGGACCCGUCUUUGCUGAAGCUUCCGCGGAUGACGCACCACGACACUGUUGUAGCUGCCGUCCCCCGAAGAACGUACGCGAACGCACACGCAUACCACAUCAACAGCAUCUCUGUCAACAGCGAUGGCGAAACCUUCAUAAGUAGUGAUGAUCUCCGAAUCAACCUAUGGAACCUUAAUAUUCAGGAUCAGAGUUUCAACAUUGUGGACAUCAAGCCUGCAAACAUGGAGGAGCUCACGGAGGUCAUCACGGCGGCCGAAUUCCACCCGCAAAGUUGCAACUGGUUCAUGUAUGCCAGUUCCAAGGGCACAAUCAAGCUAGCCGAUAUGCGGCAGCGGGCAUUGUGCGAUGAGCAUUCCAAGCUCUUCGAGCAAGAAGAAGAUGCCUCCUCCCGUUCCUUCUUUUCCGAGAUCAUAUCCUCCAUCUCCGACGUACGGUUCUCAACCGACGGUCGCUAUAUUGUGUCGCGAGAUUACCUGACCGUCAAGAUUUGGGAUGUCAACAUGGAGAGACAGCCCGUGAAGACGAUCCCGAUCCACGAGCACCUGCGGCCACGUUUGUGCGACACCUACGAAAAUGACAGCAUCUUCGAUAAAUUUGAAGUUGUCUUCUCGGGCGACGCGGAGAAUGUGAUGACGGGAAGCUACAACAACAACUUCAUGAUCUACCCGACCGACGCCAGCAAGGAGACGGAGAUCGUGCUGCAGGCCGACAAGUCUGCUUUCAAGGCGAAGAAGGUUGGCGUCCCCACGCCGAUGAACAAGGGUGCCAACGGAAAGAAGAACGGGUCUAGGGCCGGUAGCCCUGCGGGUCCUGGCAGUCGGAUGAAGAAGGAGACGGAUGCGGAUCAGAUCGAUUUUAACAAGAAGAUUCUGCACAUGAGCUGGCAUCCUUAUGAGGAUAGCAUUGCCAUUGCUGCUACCAAUAACCUGUUUGUCUUUUCCGCAUUGUAAGUAUGUGACAAGGUGGCCAUAAUCAUUAAUGGACAGGCACGUCCGUAUGUGAAUCAAAGAUGGGACAGAUAUGAGACAAAUAAGGUUGCUAGCAGCAGCAUCGCAAAUCCAAAAUUAAGUUGCCAGUUCCAGUCGAGCUCUCUUUUUGCCCCGUUCUGUUGGAGUUUGGCCGUGCAAUCAAUUCUUCGUGCGCCUUCCAUUUUUUUUUUUUUUUUUCGCUUAGCCCUUCUUCUGUUUUACGUCCGCUCGGAUGCGGGAUCCGGUCGACCC